UUGGAUGGGCGCUCUUAUUCUCUAAGAGUAUUAUACAAGAGUUUUUCAUUUCAUUGGAGUGUAAAACAAUUCGGAGGAAUUUGCUUUUCAGACGUUCCAAGAAUUUGUAGUGAAUUUGCAGCUAUGUUACCAGAAACGAGAAACGUGAAACGUGACGGCAACGGCAACGUAACGAGAAACGGAAUUUUGAAAGGUUGCGCAUAAGAAACGGUAUAUAUAUAUAUAUCAAAAUAUAAAAAAAUAAAUAAAAAAUUUAACAUUCAAACAAAUGCUAAGCAGAUAUCAAAUACUUAAUAGAAAUAAACUCAUAAAUCUACGGAAUACCCUAAGAAGGGGACCCCAUCUGUCCCAAUUGCUGCAUAAUUUGCUGCAAAAUCAUCGGAGUAUUUUGAUAGACUUACCAAAGAAGGGUUGCUGCUAAUCCCAUUUUAAAAAUCUAGCUGUGUUUGUUUGCUUAACUUAGUUGAAAAUCAACACGUCAACAGCUACAUAAAAGUAUUAAAUCCAUAUGCAUGAAAAACUGCUGGUUAACUCGUGCAAGUGGUGAGCAAAAAGCCUAAAAGGAUGCAGCAGACAAUGCUAAGCACAAAAAGUGGCAGAUAUUUUUGCUUCUAACUUCUUUGCAGUCGACAGGAAUGGUCAGAUGGUUUAGAAACGGCCGUUUCACGACGGGAAACCGGUUUCUGCCGUUGAAACGCGAAACGGGGCUUUCCCGUCGCGUUUCUGGUAACUUAGAUUUGCAGUCUGUGAAGUUUUAGUGUGUGGAGGUUUUAGUGUGUGUCAGUUGGAAAGAUCCAGAAAAGGAGGAUGCCUGCAGCAGGGUUUGUGGCUCCUGGAGGAGUGGAGUUCGAGGCGCGGAUAACGCCUUAUGUGAUCAUAACAUGUAUCAUGGCAGCAAGUGGAGGCCUCAUGUUUGGCUAUGAUAUUGGAAUUUCAGGCGGAGUGACUUCUAUGAACGAUUUUCUGGAGAAAUUUUUCCCUGUUGUGUAUCGGAAAAAGAAUGAGAUCCAAGACAACAAUACUUACUGUAAAUAUGACAAUCAGGGGCUUCAGCUGUUUACUUCGUCUCUGUAUCUGGCCGGUCUGAUAGCGACAUUCUUUGCGUCGUAUACGACCAGAGUAUGGGGUCGGAAGCCGACCAUGCUUAUUGCAGGUAUACUUUUCCUGAUUGGAGUAGUGCUGAACGCGGUAGCUCAAGAUCUCGCCAUGCUUAUCAUUGGCAGAAUUAUGCUGGGAUGCGGAGUUGGAUUUGCUAACCAGGCGGUUCCUCUUUUCCUCUCAGAGAUAGCACCGACGAGAAUCAGAGGGGGUCUUAAUAUUCUCUUCCAGUUGAAUAUUACCAUAGGCAUUCUUUUUGCUAACUUGGUGAACUACGGAACAGAGAAAAUCACGCCUUGGGGAUGGAGGCUUUCACUGGGUCUGGCAGCAAUUCCUGCUCUUCUUCUUACUGUAGGUUCCAUAUUUAUAGUAGAAACUCCCAACAGCUUGAUCGAAAGGGGGCUCCUGGAAGAGGGUAGGGUUGUACUCAGAAAAAUUAGAGGAACCGACAAUGUGGACCCAGAAUUCAACGAAUUAGUAGAGGCCAGCAGAAUAGCCGCAUCAGUUAAACAUCCAUUCAGAAAUCUUCUGAAGCGCAGAAACAGGCCUCAACUGAUCAUAACAAUGUGCCUGCAAUUCUUUCAGCAGUUUACCGGUAUCAAUGCCAUUAUGUUUUAUGCUCCUGUGCUGUUUCAAACUUUGGGGUUCAAAAACGAUGCCUCACUCUACUCUUCAGUUAUUACCGGUGCUGUAAAUGUUGUGUCCACUUUAGUUUCAAUCUAUUCAGUUGAUAAAGUUGGGCGAAGAGUGCUUCUGCUCGAAGCGGGAGUGCAAAUAUUUGUUUCACAGGUGAUCAUUGGAAUUCUGUUAGCAACAGGGUUGAAAGAGGACGAAGAUAUUUCCAAGGGCAUGGCAAUUGUGAUAGUGCUUAUGGUAUGCACGUUCGUCUCAGCCUUUGCAUGGUCAUGGGGGCCUCUUGCAUGGCUCAUUCCCAGCGAAACAUUUCCACUAGAAACAAGAUCCGCUGGACAAAGUGUCACCGUGUGCGUCAACCUUUUCUUCACAUUCGUCAUUGCACAGGCAUUCCUGUCAAUGCUUUGCCAUUUCAAAUACGGGAUUUUCUUGUUUUUCGCUGGUUUGGUUUUAAUCAUGUCUACGUUCGUCCUGUUUCUCCUUCCGGAAACAAAGAAUGUGCCUAUCGAAGAAAUGACAGAGAAAGUGUGGAGACAACACUGGCUGUGGAAGAAGUAUGUCACAGACUCUGAUCUGAUCGAUGAUGAGGACGGUGAUGCCUAUGCCAAUCAAGAAACUGGAAAAGAUAAUGUCAAGGCCUAUCACAAUUCUCAGUUAUAAUUUGAUUUUACUGCAUAAUUAAUUUUCAAGCUUACAGUUUUUUCGAAGCCUCCCGAAUCAA
Messenger RNA from Cryptomeria japonica (Japanese cedar), 2452 nucleotides. Its product is annotated as sugar transport protein MST4. The record is from RefSeq and is a predicted model, not a curated record. Gene Ontology annotation, biological process: monosaccharide transmembrane transport. The transcript is spliced from 4 exons. Bases 808 to 2391 code for a protein of 527 amino acids. Gene Ontology annotation, molecular function: monosaccharide transmembrane transporter activity. NCBI's taxonomy places the organism in Eukaryota, Viridiplantae, Streptophyta, Pinopsida, Cupressales, Cupressaceae. Gene Ontology annotation, cellular component: membrane.